AUGUUUCUCCGUAUACCCCAGCCAAGAGCAGGUGCAAACGAACGCGCUCCCGAACGUCAAGUGAACCGCUACCGUCCGAGUCGAAAGCGGCCACUUUUGCAGCUCACAGAGGAACCGCCCCAGUGGAACCUGUUGUCACGUCCACGGCACCUUGCGGGACCUGUUAUACGGGGCUUUGGACGGGGUGCAAGGAAACUGGGGUUCCCGACCGCGAAUCUGGACACCAGGGCUCCUCAAGUCGCAGAGGUGUUGGCAACGUUGACGCCCGGUGUCUAUGCGGGGUACGCUGCAGUGUUGCGUCCAGAGGGUGCACCAUGGCCUGGUGAGAGCGUCACCGACUGGUAUAGAGCCGCGGUGAACGUCGGGUAUGUACCGAGUUUCGACAACCGAGAGCUCUCCAUUGAAGCCCAUCUACUACAUGAGUUUUCCGAAGAUUUUUACGGUGCUCAGAUGCACCUCGUCCUGCUUGCCUAUUUGCGACCAGAGCGCAAGUUUGUCGCCAUAGAUGCGUUGGUUGCCCAAAUCAAACAUGAUAUAGCGUCUACGAAACGGGUGCUUGAGGAGUUGCCCUUCGUUCCCUCAGCGUGCAUGUUCGAGUGA
Molecule: messenger RNA, 600 nt
Organism: Cyanidioschyzon merolae strain 10D
Lineage: Eukaryota; Rhodophyta; Bangiophyceae; Cyanidiales; Cyanidiaceae
Product: riboflavin kinase
Exons: 1
Coding region: 1-600 (199 amino acids)
Biological process (GO): riboflavin biosynthetic process; FMN biosynthetic process
Molecular function (GO): riboflavin kinase activity
Source: RefSeq, a predicted model, not a curated record